Cannabis sativa is the source of this 1901-nucleotide messenger RNA. Its product is annotated as F-box protein At4g00755. The record is from RefSeq and is a predicted model, not a curated record. Gene Ontology annotation, molecular function: protein binding. The transcript is spliced from 6 exons. Bases 441 to 1397 code for a protein of 318 amino acids. Lineage: Eukaryota; Viridiplantae; Streptophyta; Magnoliopsida; Rosales; Cannabaceae.
UUGAUUUGCCAUCUUAAAGCUUGGAAAAGGCCACAGUCGGUUAUUACAAAGCUUACAUUUUUUUCUCUUUCUUCGUGUAUUGGCAAAGAGAUUGCUUUUGCUUUUUCGAUUUUGAGAUCCCAUUGUUCCUUUCAAGUGAACAGUAAUGCUUUGUCCUUCUCCUUCUUAAUAGGUAUAGGUAUAUUCUUCUUUAUGUUGUGUAUUUUCAGUUGCGUUGAUUUUAUUUUUGUAUGGUUACUUCGUCAAUUUUUCAAAGAUAAUCAAAAGUGUUUCAUGAGUCAGUUUUCCUAAUUUGUAUUAGUUCCUCAUAUCUAUCAAAAGAGUUUCUUUGAUACUGAUUGAUUUUUAAGAAGGUGGGGGAAUUCAUCUACCUCUCAUGUUGUUGAUGUUUUCUCUUUGUGAAUUUGAUUGUUGGAAGAAGGCUUAUAUUAUUUCUUAAGAUGCCCAAAGUGGAUAAUAGUGGUGAUUUUAUAUUCUGGUUUGCGGAAGAAAUAUCAAUGAAGAUUUUAACCAAUCUAGAUGACCCAUCUGAUGUAGUCCGUGUUUCCUCUGUUUCCAAGCUCUGGCGGCAAUUUGUGAUUGAACAUGACAUCUGUAAACAGCUUUGCUUAAAGAAGUUUCCUGAAAUAUCUGGUGCUGUUGAACUAAACAACUUGAUAGAACCAGUAGAUAUUGGUCUUAGAAACGGUACCGAAUUUGAAUUGUUAAAGAGGAACCAUAAAAUAUUUUCCUUCUUAGCGAAAGCUCUUUCUCCUGUCAUUACAAAUGAUUGCUUAUCAACUGCUAUUAGUGCAUCUAGCACUGACAAUUACCCAACUGAAAGCAUUGUGCAUACUUUGCAACCCGGGGAUAGAAAUCAGAAUGUAGCUUCAUACUGGUCAAGUAGUGGGCAACAUGAACCAUCUGUUCCUGAGACACUACUUUAUGAGUUAGUGACCAAGAUGUGUCUGGUCAGUGAAAUCCAUGUUCAACCAUUCCAAGCAUAUUUUCAGCACCGCUACCCGAUAUACUCAUGUAAAGCUGUCCGAUUUAAAAUGGGCCAUCUCAGAAAUCUUGGCGAAUCAGAUACUGACUUUUCAGAUAACGAGUCUGAGGAUCACACAUUGCUAGACGAUAGAUUUGUAUGGACUUACAUCUCACCUGAAUUCCCAAUGGUUCAGGAAAGUUUUUUGCAAAAGUUUGAGCUCCCGGAACCUGCUCUCUGUGUUGGAGGAUAUCUGCUAGUUGAGCUUUUGGGCAGGGUCCAAAAACAAGAAAUAGACGACUUAUAUUAUAUCUGUAUUGCUCAUGUUCAAAUUGUUGGAAGACCACUCUUGCCUACUUUUGAUGUCGAAAUGCAUGAACCAUCUGGAAAAUGCUUACUGAAGCAUUAUUCAGAAACGGUGAGUCUUUCUUAAUAUGUGAGUAUUAUGCUGGGAGCAUAUGGUGUUGAGUAGAUUUCUUUUGUUUACAUGCUUGGAUGUGUUUUUUGAAGAUAACAAACUCAUGUAAAGUCAUGUCCGAGAAUAAGUGGGUUAAAAUAGAAAUGAGAACUGGAAUAGAUGAUUAGUAUACAACUUUAUUUAAGGCUGAACGAUCUUUUGUUGUUGUUUUAUUCUUCCUUCUUUUUCCUUUGAAUUAAUCUGAGUUAUUACCCAAAUCUAGGAAAUUGAGUGACAGCUUUGGAAGUAUUUCACCAUCAAUCCGGCAAGUCCAGCCUCUCCACUGAAACUGUUACUCUGUGCACCACAAAUAGUCUUAUACUCGAUCAAAGUUGCAGAAAGGGAGGUUUUUUGAUUGCCAACGAAAGCUAUUUAUAUUUAUUUUAGACAUCUGUAGAUCUUCCUUAAUAAUAAUUUUUAUGAUUUGCAGAUGUAUCAUUUUAGAAGCCAAAUUUCAAUUAAUUAUGAAUAAUCAUACAA